CUGCAACCGUGAGGGAGGGGGCGCUCGAGCCACGUCGUUGAAUCAAAUAACCGCUUCAAGCGCAGCUCCACUGUUUACGAAAGAGCAAGGGUGAGAACAUUAAUUACGACAGUCGCGACGUGUCUAAUAGAACCAAAUUCAGGACAACGGGACACCGGCGAGCCUUGAAUUUAUCCCGGUGGUCCCUACUAUCAUCCAAUAGCAGGAGGGUCUUCCCCCUCCAACCAUCCCAUUCAUUCAGGAUGUCCACUCCAGACCCUCCCAUUGGGGGUACCCCUCGACAGGGUCCUUCCCCAGGCCCGGGGCCCUCUCCUGGGGCAAUGCUUGGCCCCAGCCCUGGUCCUUCUCCAGGGGGGUCCUCUCACAGCAUGAUGGGGCCCAGCCCAGGGCCUCCAUCCUCAGGUCACCCCCUGCCUCAGCCUGGGCCCUCUGGAUACUCCCAGGAGAACAUGCACACUCUGCACAAACCACUGGAAGGUAUGGAGAGAACUACUAUGGAGAGGACUGCCAUGGAGAGGACUGCCAUGGAGAGGACUGCCAUGGAGAGGACUGCCAUGGAGAGGACUGCCAUGGAGAGGUCUGCCAUGGAGAGAAAUGCCAUGGAGAGGACUGCCAUGGAGAGAAAUGCCAUGGAGAGGACUAGUAUGGAGAGGACUAGUAUGGAGAGGACUAGUAUGGAGAGGACUAGUAUGGAGAGGACUAGUAUGGAGAGGACUAGUAUGGAGAGGACUGCCAUGGAGAGGGCUGGUAUGGAGAGAACUGGUAUGGAAAGGACUGGUAUGGAGAGAACUGGUAUGCAUGAGAAGGGCAUGAGUGAGGAGUCCCGCUUUGCCCAGAUGAAGGGCAUGCCCAUGAGACAGGGAGGGCACAGUGGCAUGGGCCCUCCUCCCAGCCCCAUGGACCAACACUCUCAAGGCUACCACUCCCCACUCGGCGGCUCUGACCACUCCAGCCCCGUCCCUUCCAACGGCCCCCCUGGCCCUCUCCAACCCUCUAGCGCUGGCCCAAAUCCCUCAGACACCUCCUCCAACCCAGACUCCCAAACCCUGGGGGGCCAGAACCAGCAGCAGAACCGGCCCGGUGGGCCCCAGCAAAGUGGCUCCGGCCCUGGCCCUCAUGGCCCCAGCCCUGGCCCCACCACCCCUGGUGGCCCCGGAGGAGGCCCUACUCCUUUCAACCAGAACCAGCUUCACCAGCUGCGGGCCCAGAUUAUGGCCUAUAAGAUGCUGGCCAGGGGGCAGCCACUACCGGACCAUCUCCAGAUGGCUGUCCAGGGGAAGAGGCCCAUGGGGUGCAGCCCAGGGAUGCAGGGUCCGGGGCCAGGGCAGGGGGGACUGGGGCAGCCCAUGCCCAGCCUAGCUCCUGGAGGUCCUGGAGGUGUGGGACCAGGACCAGGAGGACCCAUGGGCCAGGGCUACAGCAGAGCUCACGGGAUGAUGGGACCCAACAUGCCCCCUCCAGGCCCCUCUGGUCCAACCGGCAUGCAGGGACAGAACCCCAACGGACCCCCCAAGUCCUGGUCUGAAGGUCCGAUGGUAAACGCCGCCGCCCCCUCUAACGCCCCCCAGAAGUUGAUCCCUCCCCAGCCGACGGGCCGUCCCUCCCCCGCUCCACCCUCCAUACCCCCUGCGGCCUCCCCGGUCAUGCCCCCCCAGACCCAGUCCCCUGGGCAGCCGGUCCAGCCCUCACCCAUGGUGCCCCACCAUGCCAAGCAGAACCGCAUUACCCCCAUCCAGAAACCCCACGGACUCGACCCGGUGGAAAUACUGCAGGAGAGGGAGUACAGACUGCAGGCUCGUAUCACCCAUCGUAUAGCUGAGUUGGAGAACCUCCCUGGCUCUCUGGCUGGAGACCUGAGGACCAAGGCCACCAUCGAACUCAAGGCCCUCCAGCUGCUCAACUUCCAGAGACAGCUGCGUCAGGAGGUAGUGGUGUGUAUGCGUAGGGACACCGCUCUGGAGACAGCUCUGGAUGCGAAGGCCUACAAGAGGAGCAAGCGCCAGUCCCUACGAGAGGCUCGCAUCACAGAGAAACUGGAGAAACAGCAGAAGAUCGAACAGGAGCGUAAACGCCGACAGAAACACCAGGAGUAUCUGAGCAUUAUCCUGGCCCACGCCAAAGACUUUAAGGAGUACCACCGCUCCAUCACAGCUAAGAUCCAGAAAGCCACCAAGGCCGUGGCCACAUACCACGCCAACACAGAGCGCGAGCAGAAGAAGGAGAACGAGCGCAUCGAGAAGGAGAGGAUGAGGAGGCUGAUGGCUGAGGAUGAGGAGGGCUACCGUAAACUGAUUGACCAGAAGAAGGACAAGCGUCUGGCCUACCUGCUGCAGCAGACGGAUGAGUACGUGGCCAACCUCACUGAGUUGGUCCGGGCUCACAAGCUGGUACAGGCCCUCAAAGAGAAGAAGAAGAAGAGGAAGAAGAAGAAGAAGCUGGAGAACGCUGAGGGUCAGACUCCUGUACUGGGACCUGAUGGAGAACCUCUAGAUGAGACGUCCCAGAUGAGUGACCUACCAGUGAAGGUGAUCCACGUGGAAAGUGGUAACAUCCUGACAGGGGCGGACGCUCCUAAAGCUGGACAGCUGGACACAUGGCUGGAGAUGAACCCUGGGUACGAGGUGGCCCCUCGCUCUGACAGUGAAGACAGUGGAUCGGAAGAGGAGGAGGAGGAAGAGGAGGAGCCCCAGCCGGCAGUGCCUCCAGUAGUGGUCCUCCCAGUGUUAGUGGGGUUAGAGGAGAAGAAGAAGAAGAUCCCAGACCCAGACAGUGAGGAAGUAUCAGAGGUGGACGUACGACACAUCAUAGAGCACGCUAAACAGGAUGUGGAUGAUGAGUAUAACAGUGCGGAGGCAGCGUUCGCUCGGGGACUCCAGUCUUACUACGCUGUGGCCCAUGCUGUCACUGAGAGAGUGGAGAAACAGUCCACUAUACUCAUCAACGGACAACUGAAACAGUACCAGAUUAAAGGUCUGGAGUGGCUGGUGUCUCUCUACAACAACAAUCUGAAUGGUAUCCUGGCUGAUGAGAUGGGACUAGGAAAGACCAUCCAGACCAUCGCUCUCAUCACGUACCUGAUGGAGAACAAACGAGUCAACGGACCUUUCCUCAUCAUAGUACCGCUCUCAACCCUCUCUAACUGGGUGUAUGAGUUUGACAAGUGGGCUCCGUCUGUAGUGAAAGUCUCCUACAAGGGUUCCCCUCAGGCCAGAAGGGCCUUCAUCCCCCAGCUACGCAGCGGCAAGUUCAACGUUCUCCUCACUACCUAUGAGUACAUCAUCAAGGAUAAACAGGUCCUAGCCAAGAUCCGGUGGAAGUACAUGAUCGUGGACGAGGGCCACCGGAUGAAGAACCACCACUGUAAGCUGACCCAGGUCCUCAACACCCACUACCUGGCCCCCAGGAGAGUUCUCCUAACUGGGACACCGCUCCAGAACAAGCUGCCUGAGCUCUGGGCCCUGCUCAACUUUCUCCUGCCCACCAUCUUUAAGAGCUGCAGUACCUUUGAACAGUGGUUCAAUGCACCAUUCGCUAUGACUGGAGAGAAGGUGGAUCUAAAUGAAGAGGAGACCAUCCUGAUUAUCCGUCGCCUCCACAAGGUGCUCCGCCCCUUCCUGUUACGCAGGCUCAAGAAGGAAGUAGAGGCUCAGCUACCGGAAAAGGUGGAGUAUGUAAUAAAGUGUGAUAUGUCAGCGCUCCAGAGGGUUCUGUACAGACAUAUGCAGGCCAAGGGAGUCCUACUGACAGACGGCUCUGAGAAGGACAAGAAGGGUAAAGGAGGUACCAAGACUCUGAUGAACACCAUCAUGCAGUUGAGGAAGAUCUGUAACCAUCCCUACAUGUUCCAACAGAUAGAGGAAUCUUUCUCUGAGCAUUUAGGAUUUUCCGGGGGGAUAGUGAGUGGUCUUGACCUGUACCGAGCCUCGGGGAAGUUUGAGGUGCUGGACCGUAUCCUGCCCAAGCUGAGGGCCACCAACCACAAGGUGUUGUUGUUCUGUCAGAUGACCUCGCUCAUGACCAUCAUGGAGGACUACUUCGCCUACCGCAACUUCAAGCACCUGCGUCUGGACGGCACCACCAAAGCAGAGGACAGGGGCAUGCUGUUGAAGGCGUUUAACGACCCAGCCUCCCAGUACUUCAUCUUCCUGCUCAGUACCAGAGCCGGCGGGCUGGGCCUCAACCUGCAGUCAGCUGACACCGUGGUCAUCUUCGACUCUGACUGGAACCCUCACCAGGACCUGCAGGCCCAGGACCGCGCGCACCGCAUCGGCCAACUGAACGAGGUCCGCGUCCUGCGUCUCUGCACCGUCAACUCCGUAGAGGAGAAGAUCCUGGCGGCGGCCAAGUACAAACUCAACGUGGACCAGAAGGUCAUCCAGGCCGGCAUGUUUGACCAGAAGUCAUCGAGCCACGAGCGCCGGGCUUUCCUGCAGGCUAUCCUGGAGCACGAGGAACAGGACGAGGUCGGGGCCCCGGGCGGCGUGUGGAAGUCUGGGGGGUCUUGGGAGGAGGACGAGGUGCCAGACGAUGAGACGGUCAACCAGAUGAUCGCCAGGAGCGAGGAGGAGUUUGACCACUUCAUGCGUAUGGACCUGGACAGGAGGCGUGAGGACGCUCGUAACCCCCGCCGUAAGCCCCGUCUGAUGGAGGAGGACGAGCUGCCCACCUGGAUCAUGAAGGAUGAUGCAGAGGUGGAGAGACUCACCUGUGAGGAGGAAGAGGAGAAGAUGUUCGGGAGGGGGUCCCGCCAGCGCAAGGAGGUGGACUACAGUGACUCACUCACCGAGAAGCAGUGGCUCAAGGCCAUUGAGGAAGGCACGUUAGAGGAGAUCGAGGAGGAGGUGCGUCACAAGAAGACCACCCGGAAGCGAAAGCGUGACCGCGAUGACCUCCCUGGCCCUUCCUCUUCCUCCUCGGGGGGCAGGCGGAGCCGGGACAAGGACGAGGACGGGAAGAGACAGAAGAAGAGGGGACGCCCCCCCGCAGAGAAACUCUCCCCCAACCCCCCCGCUCUCACCAAGAAGAUGAAGAAGAUAGUGGACGCUGUUAUUAAAUACAAAGACAGCAGUAAUGGUCGUCAGCUGAGUGAGGUCUUCAUCCAGCUGCCUUCGCGCAAAGAGCUGCCAGAGUACUACGAGCUCAUCCGCAAGCCUGUCGACUUCAGGAAAAUCAAGGAGAGGAUCCGUAGCCACAGAUACCGGAGUCUCGGAGACCUGGAGAGAGAUGUGAUGCUACUCUUUCAGAACGCACAGACCUUCAACCUGGAGGGAUCACUGAUCUACGAGGACUCCAUCGUGCUCCAGUCGGUGUUCACCAGUCUGAGACAGAAGAUCGAGAAGGAGGAGGACAGCGAGGGAGAGGACAGUGAGGAAGAGGAGGAGGACCUGGACGAAGGCUCCGAGUCAGAGUGUGAGUCAUCACUGAAGAAAGGAACCCGCUCCGUGAAGGUGAAGAUCCGUCUGGGACGGAGAGAGAAGAGUAGUGACCGGGGGAAGGGUAGGAGACGUCUGGGACGCACCCGAGCCAAACCUGUAGUCAGCGACGACGACACUGAAGAGGAGCAGGAGGAGGUGAGGGGAGAGGAGGAACGCUCCCCCAGUGGCACCGAUGAAGAAUCCUAAAUGGAAACUAGCUACUUACUCCAACUCUGCUUCCAUUAUUACCAGGUUUCGUUCAACUCCAUUUCAUAUCUACUUGGCACUGGGGAAUUUCACUUCAUAUUGACGCCAACUCCCUCCCUGUUAUGUACAUUAGCACAGCUUUCAUAACAACAACUACUGGACCUGAAGCACUGCUUAGGUGUGGAAAAUAGACUAAUUCUGCCUCAUACUGUUAGUCGAUCUAAACAAACUUGUUAAUGUAAUAUGUGUCAAUUACUAAAAGUGUUAUUUAUUAUUAUUUAUUAUGUCUGGUGUAUUUUGGGGGGGAAGUUGAGGCCAUAUAUAGCGCCUUCAGUAAGUAUUCAUACCGCUUGACUUAUUCCACAUUUUGUUGUGUUACAGUCUGAAUUCAAAAAUAUAUAUAUAUAUUUUUUGACACCCAUCUACACACAAUACCCCAUAAUGACAAAGUGA
Messenger RNA from Oncorhynchus gorbuscha (pink salmon), 6074 nucleotides. Its product is annotated as transcription activator BRG1. The record is from RefSeq and is a predicted model, not a curated record. Gene Ontology annotation, molecular function: DNA binding; ATP-dependent chromatin remodeler activity; transcription factor binding. Gene Ontology annotation, biological process: positive regulation of transcription by RNA polymerase II. NCBI's taxonomy places the organism in Eukaryota, Metazoa, Chordata, Actinopteri, Salmoniformes, Salmonidae. Gene Ontology annotation, cellular component: nucleus.